Molecule: messenger RNA, 855 nt
Organism: Trichosurus vulpecula (common brushtail)
Lineage: Eukaryota; Metazoa; Chordata; Mammalia; Diprotodontia; Phalangeridae
Gene: SH3GL3
Product: SH3 domain containing GRB2 like 3, endophilin A3
Exons: 6
Coding region: 4-855 (283 amino acids)
Biological process (GO): synaptic vesicle uncoating
Cellular component (GO): presynapse; cytoplasm; glutamatergic synapse
Molecular function (GO): protein binding
Source: RefSeq, a predicted model, not a curated record
AGAAUGAAGCUAGGAAUGCAGAAUACUAUGUCCAGAAUCACAGGGCAGAUGGGAACCUCAGGAUACCCACACCCUGAAGGGUUAUUAGGAGAGUCUAUGCUUCGAUAUGGGACAGAACUUGGAGAAGACUCUAUGUUUGGACAAGCAUUGUUAGAUUUUGGUGAAUCGAUGACAUUGAUGGCUGACGUGAAAGACUCUCUUCAUAUCAAUGUGAAACAAAACUUUUUUGAUCCACUACAGUUAUUACAAGAGAAAGAUCUAAAAGAGAUUGGGUUUCACUUGAAAAAGCUGGAAGGCCGUCGUUUGGACUAUGAUUAUAAAAAGAGACGACUUGCUAGGAUGCCACGUGAAGAAUUACUAAAAGCAGUAAAGAAAUUUGAAGAGUCAAGGGAGUUGUCUAGAAGAAACAUGCUUAAUUUGUUAGAAAAUGAUAUAGAGCAAGUUAGUCAGUUGGCAGUAUUUAUAGAAGCCUUGCUAGACUACCACAAACAGUCCACUGACAUAUUGCAGGAGCUGCACAGGAAGUUACAGCACCGAAUACGUAUAUCAACUACUUUCUCUAAUUAUAAUUACAAGCCAAAGACUGAAUUCAAGACUUUUAAAGUUGGCGAUAAGUACAAUCAAAUUUCAUUCAAUUCUCCAGCAAAUUCAGGUCCUCCGAUUCUCCUGGAUCACCCAUGCUGUCGUGCUCUCUACGACUUUAUUCCUGAAACUGAAGGAGAACUUGGAUUUAAAGAAGGGGACAUCAUUACGUUAACCAGGCAAAUAGAUGAAAACUGGUAUGAAGGAACAUUCCAGGGGCGAUCCGGAUUCUUCCCCAUUAACUAUGUCUCUGUGCUAGUGCCUUUGCCUUAG